Molecule: messenger RNA, 1854 nt
Organism: Pantherophis guttatus
Lineage: Eukaryota; Metazoa; Chordata; Lepidosauria; Squamata; Colubridae
Product: olfactory receptor 6E1-like
Biological process (GO): G protein-coupled receptor signaling pathway
Cellular component (GO): membrane
Molecular function (GO): G protein-coupled receptor activity; olfactory receptor activity
Source: RefSeq, a predicted model, not a curated record
AUGGCAGAAAUAUUGAACCAGACAGUUUCAGUAACCAAGUUCAUUCUUGUAGGCUUCACCCAUAUCCGUUGGCUGCAGAUCCUUCUCUUUUGGGUCCUCUUUCUCACGUAUCUUCUGACCAUCAUGGGAAACCUUCUCAUCAUCUACAUCACUCUGGUUGACCAUCGCCUCCAUACCCCCAUGUAUUUUUUCCUCCGGAAUUUUUCUGUCUUGGAAAUAGGAUUUAUCUCUUCUACCAUCCCGAAGGCUUUGCUAAACUUGGCCUCAGGCAACAGCACCAUUUCUCUGGCGGGCUGCUUCACGCAGGCCUUUUUCUAUUUUAUUUUGGGCACCGCUGAGUUCUUCAUUCUGGCCACCAUGUCCUUCGACCGCUACGUAGCCAUCUGCAAUCCCCUACGGUACACGGUUAUUAUGAACAAUCAAUUGUGUACACAGUUAGUAGUGGGCUCUUGGCUGAUCAGUUUCCUUUAUAUCAUAAUGCCCCUGAUUCUGUUAUUUCGUCUGCCCUUCUGUGGUCCAAAUGUCAUCAAUCACUUCUUCUGUGACAACAUACCACUGAUCAAGCUGGCCUGCACCGACACCCAAUUUCUGGAACUGAUGGAUUUUCUCAUGGCCACCUUUACUGUGCUGGGGACUCUGGCUGUCACAAUCAUUUCCUACAUUAAAAUCAUUGCGGCUGUCCUGCACAUCCCUUCCGAGGAGGGCAGGCAAAAGGCUUUUUCCACUUGUGCGUCUCACAUUGUGGUAGUUUCCAUCUCCUACGGGAGCUGCAUUUUCAUGUACGUCAAGCCCACGCAAAGCGGCGGGCUGGACCUCAGCAAGACGGUAGGUGUCCUGAACAACGUGGUCUCCCCUUUGCUCAACCCCUUCAUUUACAGCCUGAGGAACAGGCAGGUGAAAACAGCGUUGAAGGAUGCUUGUGGAUGGAGACGAGAAUAGCUUUGAAGGAUGCUUGUGGAUGGAGAGGAAAACAGCCUUGAAGGAUGCUUGUGGAUGGAAAUAAAAACAGCUUUGAAGGUUGCUUGUGGAUGGAGAUGAGCAUCGUCUAAUCGGGGAAAUGACCUGUCCAGGUGCAGGCUGAACGUCCUUGACUCUCAGAGGAAAGAACGUUGUUAUGGCUAAAUACAGUAGUGGCCAAAAUUGUGGAAACCUUUUGGGAAAAGUGUAUUCUUAACGUUUGAUGGCUAAUAACACCACUUUUUUUUUUUUUUUUUUUGGAGUUUCAAGAUAAUCCUAUUCCACUGCUGGAAUGGCCUGGGAAUAGCCCAGACCUUAACCCAAUUGAAAAAUCUAUGGAGCCAAGUAAAGAAACUUGUUAGCCAGAAGCGACUCAGCAAUAAAACCCAGUUAAUUGAAGCCAUCAUUCCCUCUUGGUUUCACAUGAUAACAGCUGCAGAACUAAAAGACUUAGUUCACUCCAUGGGGAAGACGUUGUAAGGCCAUAAUUCAUGCUAAAGGUUACCCAACUAAGUAUUAACUGACAGGGUGAUCAUUUUUGUUUAUCUCCUUUUUUCUAUGGUGAUCAUUUUUGUGUAUCUUGUUUUUUUCUACAUGUUUCACUUUUCUUCUUUCUACUGUAACUGCUAUUCUAAUAGCAAAUCCUUCAUAAAAAUUACUGCAUGACAUUCUUGAUUAAAUUAUCUUUCCAUUGAUAUGUACUUUUAUGACAUUAGUCCCCCCCAAAAAAAGUGGUGUUAUUAGCUAGUUUUAGAAAAUAUACUUUUCCCAAAAGGUUUCCACAAUUUUGCCCACUACUGUAUCUCUACCAACUCCAUGCAACCCCCCUCCCAAUUUCCAACAGCACUAAGUGCUGUUAGUCCAUCAACUUUAUCACCCGAAGGACUGAAGUAUGGA